Ixodes scapularis (black-legged tick) is the source of this 457-nucleotide messenger RNA. RefSeq lists its product as uncharacterized. NCBI's taxonomy places the organism in Eukaryota, Metazoa, Arthropoda, Arachnida, Ixodida, Ixodidae. The record is from RefSeq and is a predicted model, not a curated record. The transcript is spliced from 4 exons. Bases 1 to 411 code for a protein of 136 amino acids.
AUGGGGUUGACCGGAACCACGCUGGUGUUGGCGUGGCUUCAGUUGAAUUGGUGUUUGUGUGCUUCAUUGCCUGCAGUGUCUCUGGCCUUCUUCGGGAGCACUGCAGCCCACAAUUGCCAGAACGGAACGAGACCCGCAUCGGAGCAAAAUAGAGAAGGCUGCGACUUUUACUGCUGGAAUACUGGCACCAAUUCAUGGGACAAAUUUUUCUUUGGGAACGGAGAAAAAUGCUUUUACAACAGUGGUGAUCGGGGAACAUGUCAAAACGGAGAAUGUCAUUUGACAACUAGUUCAGGUGGGCCCACCGACACUGAUGACAAUACUCCUGCGCCCACUGAAAAGCCCAAGCAAAAAAAGAAGAAACCUAAGAAGACUAAGAAACCUAAGCGCAAGUCAAAGAAAGAUCAGUAGGAGAACUUCUCACUAGAAGAAAUAAACCUAAACCAGGCUAAAUAAA